AUGGACAAGGUUUUAGGCAAUCCAUGGAGACCCGGUGUUCCCAUUAAGAAUCUCCCGGGCAAUCUCCCUCCUGACCAGAUUCCUCACGAUGUGGACCUUCAGCAUAUCUCCUCGCUGGCUCGACAAGCUUUCGAGAACCUCAGUGAAGAAUGGCUUGUGGAAGAUGCGCUCUGGUACGAUAUGAUGACUCUCACACCACACAUCCGGACGCACUUCAGCCAACCUCAGAUAUUGGAUCUGUGGAAGCAGCAAACAGCUGCGCGACGACCACGCGAUUUUCAAGUUUCCAGUACUCCUCGAGUGGCACGUCUAGCGCAAGGCACAUCCUGGUUAAGUAUCGGCUUUACUUUUCGCAUAUCCGACGACAACCUCGUUGGCAACUGCUCUGGUACGCUGGCCUUUGUUCCGGCACCCCGGGUCAGCAACGGCAACUCUUGGAAAAUCUGGAUGCUGUCGACCGUGCUCGAAAACUACUCAGGCUAUGGCCACCCCGACAUACCGCUCAAAGCACCUAAACAAACAUUCCCACGUCAAGGCAUCGACUACGCCGUCAUCAUUGUCGGUGGAGGCCAAUGUGGACUGUCCCUAGGGGGCCGCCUCCAAGCCCUGGGCAUAUCGUACAUAGUCCUCGAGAGAUCCGCUAUCCCAGGCUACCGAUGGAUAAGCCGCUACGACUCCGUCCGCCAACACACCAUCCGGGAAGUCAACAACCUUCCCUUCGGCCACACAUGGGACCCCUCGGACUCUGACUUCCUGCCCGGCCCCACCGUCGCCCGUGGCUUCAGUGACUGGGUCAAGAAAUACAACAUCAACAUCUGGACGUCUGCGGAGGUGAUUUCCGCUCGCUUUGACGAAUCCCACGGCUGUUGGACCGUCACGCUUACCCGCGACAACCAACACCUCACCCUGCAUUCGCUACACCUGGCCAUCGCGCUCGGCGCAGGUCUCACCAACCCGCGCCGGCCGCCGCCUUACCCAAACGAGCACCUCUUCACCGGAACGCUCAUGCACACGGUAUCUUUCAAGAACAGCGCUCGCUGGCGUGGCCUGCGCGGCCUGGUCGUCGGAUCCGGCACCGCUGCUCACGACAUCGCGCAGGACAUGCACGACCACGCACUCUCGUCCGUGACCAUGCUCCAGCGCGACAAGACGGCCUUGUAUCCACUACCUUGGUACAUCGCGGGCCAGCACGCCAUGUAUAAGCAUGACAAGCCAAUCGAGCCGGCCGAUCGGCUUGUGUACGCCAUGCCCAUCAAGAUCGGCACCGAGGUCCAGAGGCGGAGCUAUGAGCGGUGGAUGCGCACUCAUCCCGAGUAUUUUGACGAAGUCGAACACGCCGGAUUCGGGUUAGAUCGGACCAGUACGCCUAACGAAAUCGUGCUCAAUCACUUCGGCGGAUAUUACAUUGACGUCGGCACCACGAAGCACAUCGUCGACGGAGACAUACGGAUCAGGUCGGGAGUCACCAUUGAACGUUUCACGCCAAAUUCGAGGGAGAUAGUGCUGAGUGAUGGCUCGAAGAUCGAGGCAGAUUUGGUGGUGCUGGCCACGGGCUAUGAGCCGGAUUAUCGUAAGGAUGUGGUGCCGAUAUUGGGAGAGGAGAUAGCAGGGAAAUUGGGACCGUUCUGGGGGUUGGAUGAGAAUGGGGAUAUUCGAGGAUUCAUGAAAGAGCAGAAGGGCGAAGGAGUGCCGCCGGGCUUGUGGCUGCUUGCUGGAGCAGCGAGUCACGCCAGAUUCUACUCAAGGUUUAUGGCAUUGAUGGUGCUGAGAAGUUUGUUGAGUGCAGGUAGAGGGGGGGGCGAGUGGAGGGGAUCUAUGAAUCUAUGA
Molecule: messenger RNA, 1827 nt
Organism: Rhinocladiella mackenziei CBS 650.93
Lineage: Eukaryota; Fungi; Ascomycota; Eurotiomycetes; Chaetothyriales; Herpotrichiellaceae
Exons: 1
Coding region: 1-1827 (608 amino acids)
Molecular function (GO): flavin adenine dinucleotide binding; monooxygenase activity
Source: RefSeq, a predicted model, not a curated record